AUUCCAUACCGUAAGUUUUGUACUUUUGUCGGCCAAUCAAAAUGUUUCUAACAAAGUAUUUUCUAAAAAUAUCCAGUCGUCAUCUUACUAUUCGGACAGCCUCCGGAUUUUUCUUGAUAUUGGCGGUAAAGUAUGAAUAUGGCUGAAUCGUCCGCAGCCCGUCUGCAAAUGUUGAUAAACAGGGCACAAAGAUUAAAUACAGAAGCAGCAAGACCACAAGUUGUCGAAAAUCAAGAUGACGAUGAUUUCUUGUCUGGAUUUCAACACUUCAGACGAAGUCAUGAAUCAAGACGAGCAGGGUCAUCCAGGAAAAAGAAAAAACCUAUGUACUCAUUCAAAGUGACAUGUUUGGAUAGUCCAGAAUAUCAAACUAUUAAUCCUACCAUUGUGAAAGCAAUGAAUGAAAAGCAAUUAGGUUAUCGUCCUAUUAAGAUUGAAAGAUCUGCAACAAUAAAUAAACUGACAGAAAAAGUCAUGUCCAUCUUUAAGUUCACAUGUGCUUUCAAAUAUAUGAAAGCAGUGAGAAAUACCAUCAAUAUAUGUGAGCUUAAAGAAUUGCAAGUCACUUCAACAAAGGAUGUGAAAUCCAAAAUAGGCAGGUCAAACCUGUAUAUUUUACCAGCAGAAAAGAUAGGCCAGAGUUCUCCUGAAGAGAGCAGUGACGAGUCAGGAAGCAGUUUGCCUAACCCCCAUUUGGAUGCUAUACCACAAAGAAGAUCAAGGUUGUGUCAUAGAAAUAAUGUAAGAACAAGUCUAGUAUAAUGAUAUUAAGUUAAAAGUUAAAUCAAAGAUUUUUUUUUUAUAGAAAAUCCCAAAUAAUGUUUUUCAUCAACACACAAACAUACUAAUCAGGGCAAUCAAUUUAUUCGCGUUAAAUUGUAGUUUACAUUUAUAUCAAUACAAAACAUUAAAUCUUGUAUUUUUUACCUUACUAGACCAAAAGGGUCAUGUGUGCGUUUGCCUUCACUUGGCAUUAUAUGUCAUUGUAAACUGUUUAAAAAAUCUUCAAUGUACCUAUUAGACCAAAUAAUAUCAAGUUCCACCUGACGUUCCUCAUGGUUAUAGUCUGAAAAUUU
Molecule: messenger RNA, 1076 nt
Organism: Mytilus californianus (California mussel)
Lineage: Eukaryota; Metazoa; Mollusca; Bivalvia; Mytilida; Mytilidae
Exons: 5
Coding region: 133-762 (209 amino acids)
Source: RefSeq, a predicted model, not a curated record